Molecule: messenger RNA, 345 nt
Organism: Meloidogyne enterolobii
Lineage: Eukaryota; Metazoa; Nematoda; Chromadorea; Rhabditida; Meloidogynidae
Source: the annotation of a GenBank genome assembly
UUUCAGACAUUUAAAAUGAAAUUUAAUUACGAAAAAUUGCCUGAAAUUCAGCACCAAUUUCAAGUGAGUGAUUCUCGCCCUCCUGUUAUCGUUUCUGAUGUCUUCUCAGCUAUAUGUGCUGCUCCUUUGUUAAUUUUGCUUUUCUUGUGGUUCCGUGUCGGCUUUAACUUUGGCAACAUGAAAUUUCCUUGGACUCUAGGCUUCCAUACUGGUCUGUCUGCUAUAUUUGGUCUUUAUGCUUCUCAUUGGCUUCGUUCUGAUACAGACAUGUUUGAAACCCUCAAAUGGCUUGCACUUAUCGGAUCGCUUACUCUUUUCUGUGGGAAUCGGCUUUUGAAACGCUGA